AUGGGUGUUCGUAAUGUUGAUAGCAUGGAUAAAGAACUUCGUGAAGUGUGGUUUGGGUUUUAUAAACUAUUUGCCUCUGUUCCACGUUUUCCAAAACCUUAUUAUGUUACAGCUCGCCAUGCAGUUCCAUUUAAGAUUGAAAAACCAAGUAUUCAAGUGAAUUCGUAUGCCAGUGUGGUUAAAGGGUCUUCUGGUGACAAUAGGAGUAAAGAACUGAUGACUAAUGUCGUUGAAUUUUCUUCUGGUGAUUUUGUCAUGGAGAAAAAGAAACUUGUGUGCCUAGUAAAGGCCAGAGAUUAUGGAACAUUACCUAAUCUUCGCAUGUUGUCUUUUGAUGAGGGUUUCAAAUCCGCUACAUGGGUGGUUUAUGGGUCAUGUUUGAGUUCAAAACAAAAGAAGCUUGUAAAAAUUUCUUAUCUUGUGAUGCAUGCAAUUGAUCAUUGGGUACUGGAUAAACGUCCAUGGGGUAGGAACUUUAUACCUUUGGAUACGAUUGUUUGGGUAGAUAUUGAAGGAAUUCCCUUACGUGCCUGGAGCAAAACUUCAUUUAGGAAAAUAUUUGAGAAGUGGGGAACUAUUGUGCAAAUUGAUGAUGAAUUAAGUGAAGAUAUUUACAAAAAACGGGAAGCUCCUUGUUGGGCUCCCUCAUUCAGUUAUGGAUUCAAUCAUAAUGAUAAUAAUGAUGUUCCCAUUCAAGAUCUUUCUGAAGAUGGUGGUAGUAACGAUUCCUUGUGUGAAAAAUGUGAAGAUGAAGAACAUUCUCCUGAUCCUUUUAACAUUUAUGACACGUUACAUAAAUUGGAUAAAGAAAAUUUAAAGGCUAGAAAAUCUGGAAUUGCUAAAAAGGAUAUUAAUCAAGGGUAUUUUCGGAAUUCUACUUAUGAGAACUCCAAAUACCUGGCAGAGAAGGCAGCGAACUCUUCUGUCCAUACAUUAGUCUCGCAGCAUGUUGAAUUAUGUUUCUCUCAGCCAACAGAUGUAUUCCGUUUAUGA
Messenger RNA from Lactuca saligna, 993 nucleotides. The record is from the annotation of a GenBank genome assembly. NCBI's taxonomy places the organism in Eukaryota, Viridiplantae, Streptophyta, Magnoliopsida, Asterales, Asteraceae.